Sebastes umbrosus (honeycomb rockfish) is the source of this 6138-nucleotide messenger RNA. RefSeq names its product VPS54 subunit of GARP complex (gene vps54). Gene Ontology annotation, molecular function: syntaxin binding. Gene Ontology annotation, cellular component: GARP complex. The transcript is spliced from 24 exons. Bases 22 to 3162 code for a protein of 1046 amino acids. The record is from RefSeq and is a predicted model, not a curated record. Gene Ontology annotation, biological process: Golgi to vacuole transport; retrograde transport, endosome to Golgi. Lineage: Eukaryota; Metazoa; Chordata; Actinopteri; Perciformes; Sebastidae.
CGCUCCUCCUCCGCGCGGUGCAUGAUGGUCUCUGUAGUGCUGUUGGUAUCUGCUGCUGCUGCUGCUGCUGCUGUGUGCUGUUGUUUUCCUCCCGGUUCCUCCCGGUUCCUCUGGUGUUCCUGUGAUGUUGACGAGGACAAACACCGGCUGCUGUGCUUCACACGACAGCUAGCCUCCUGGGAGGCGAGUCCCGAUGCCAUGGCCUCCAGCCACGGCUCCUCCCCAGUGCCUCGUGGAGGUCGAGGUGGGAUCUAUCACAAGGAGCGGGAGACGCCGCCGCCCCCCCGCUGCCGGUCCAUCCGCUCCCUGCCCGAUGUCUGCCCCAAGGAACCCACUGGUGUGGGGCGGGGCCUGUGUGACAGCCCAUCUGUGGUGGCGGAGCACGACAGGUGGACGGUGUACAGCUCGAAGGUCAACCUCCCUGCCGCGCUGAACGACCCGCGGCUCGCCAAGCGGGAGUCCGACUUUUUCACCAAAACAUGGGGACUGGACUUUGCAGAGACAGAAGUGAUGCCCUCCUUCUACCUCCCCAACAUCACCAGGGAACACUUCGGACCUUACCUGCAGGAGAUGGCUCAGAGGGAAAGAAUCCACGAACGCUGCAAGACGAUCUGUCCCAACAAAGACGAUGUGGAAGCUGUCUCCAGUAUCACCAGCAACCACGAGAAAUCCAGAGCUGAACUGGAACAAGUCCCGAAGAUCUUCAUGAAGCCUGAAUUUGGUCUGGAGGACCCCGGCACCUUCAACACCGUGCUGCCCUGGUCGCACUUCAACAGUGCUGGAGGGAAGAGCAGCAGAGACGUGGCGUCCUCCAAACUGCUGCAGGAGAAGCUGAGUCACUACCUUGAUGUGGUGGAGGUGAGCAUCGCCCGGCAGAUCUCGCUGCGCUCCGAGGCGUUUUUCCACGCCAUGUCCUCGCAGCACGAGCUGCAGGACCGGCUUCAGGAGACGCAGCACGCCGUGGCCGUCCUGCGGGGCCGCACCGCCACCAUCGACCGGGUCAUGUGCGAGGGGCCUCUACGGGCCCUCCGCACCGCCCUGACCCGCAACAACUGCGUGAAGCUGCACAACAAGCUGAAGCUGAUGGCAGCUGUGCAUCAGACGCAACCAACCGUGCAGCUGCUGCUCUCCACCUCCGAGUUUGUCGGAGCACUGGAGCUCAUCUCCACCACUAAGGAGGUGCUGCAGCAGGAGCUGCAGGGAAUCCAUAGCUUCAGGCAUCUGGGCUCCCAGCUGUGCGAGCUGGAGAAGCUGAUCGAUAAGAUGAUGGUGGAGGAUUUCAGCAUGUACGCCCGCAGCGACCUGAACCGCAGCCUGAAGGACGAGCCGCUGGUCCUCGAGAAGGUCCACAUACCUAACGCUGCCUCACAGAAGGAGCGUCUGGAGUCUCUGGUGUUUGGCCUGCUGCGUCAGAGGAAGUUGGACUUUCUGGAUAUUUACAGCGAUGAGAUGAUCAUGGCUGCUAAGGCCAUCGUCUCUCAGUGUGUGGCAGAAAAUGUUUUUAACAUAGAAGAUAUUGACACUGAAGUCGUCACUAAGCUAGCUGACCAGAUGCGUCUGAUGACUUUCCCUCAGUGGUUUGAGCUGCUGAAAAACAUCUUUGAGACUUUCCUUCUCUUCCUGCAGAGGAUCAAGGCCACUCUGAGUGUGAUCAAAAACGUGGUUCUGGAGGUUCUUGCCUCAAACCAGAAGAUCCGGCUCCAGGAGGAUGCCAGUUCAGGGGCUUCAGUUCAGGAGGCUCCCCACGGCCCGUUGCUGCUGCAGGGGGAAGCCGAGCUGGCCUACCUCACCCACGAGGGUCUGUUCAUCAGCGACGCUCUGAACGAGGCCCAGCAGCAGCAGGCGGUGGUCCAGGAACAGAGCUCUGCCGUGGGCUACAGGAUCCAGCAGAGCCGGACGGAGGCAGCCGGCAGCGAUUCUGCUUCUGGGACCACAGAGACCUCCGUCAGCAGGGAGCAGAGCUUCAUGUCCAGUGAGAACAUGAUGCCUACUGAUCUGGAGCUGAACCGUGUGAUCAACAACAUCCAGGAACUGCUGCACGCCGCCUCCGACGUCAGCCACGACCGUUGCGUCAAAGUCCUCACAGCUAGAGCCAAGGACGGCUCUCUGGAGCGUCUGAACUCGGCGGAGUUUGUGUGCCUCUCUCAGGCCGUGGAGGGUUUUGUCAGGGACACCGAGGAGCUGUGCGGCAGGCGCAGCGUCUCCUUAAGGGGGGCGCUGCAGAGCCAGGCCAACCGCUUCGUCCACCGCUUCCACGAAGAACGCAAGACCAAACUCAGCCUCCUCCUGGAUAACGAGCGCUGGAAGCAGGCGGAGGUUCCUACUGAGUUUCAGGAUCUGGUGAACUCCAUCGCUGAUGGAAGAAUAACACUACCAGAGCGCAAAAUUCCAGGUCCAGGGGACAAGAAGCCCUCCGAGUUUCUGCUCGUCAACGGGCAGAAAUAUGCCGUCGUCGGGACGGUUCUGCUGCUGAUCCGGAUCUUUCUGGAAUACUGUCAGUGUGUCAAUGACAUCCCAUCCAUCGCCACCGACAUGCUGACGCGUCUGUCGGACCUCCUCAAGCACUUCAACUCUCGGAGCUGCCAGCUGGUUCUGGGAGCCGGAGCUCUGCAGGUAGUCGGCCUGAAGACCAUCACCACCAAAAACCUCGCGUUAGCCUCCCGCUGCCUGCAGCUGGUGGUUCACUACAUUCCCAUCAUCAGAGCUCAUUUUGAGACCAAACUGCAGCCCAAACAGUUCAGCGUCCUCAGACACUUUGACCACAUCACCAAGGACUACAACGAUCACAUAGCAGAGAUAUCUGCUAAGCUGGUGGCCAUCAUGGACAGUCUGUUUGAGAAGGUUUUAUCAAAGUAUGAAGUGAAGGCUCCGAUGCCCUCGGUCUGCUUCAGAACCGUCUGUAAACAGAUGGCGAAGAUGCACGAAGCCAUUUCUGAACUCUUACCUGAAGAACAGAUGCAGAUGUUGUUUCUGAGGAUCAAUGCCAGUUUUAAGAUGCACCUGAAGAGGCAGCUGGCUCGACUCGGGGUCGUUAAUGACGGAGGACCGCAGAACGGGCUGGUGUCGGUGGACGUUGCAUUCUACACAGAGAACGUCCAGGCGCUAAAGAGCCUCGACUGUCUCGACUUGAACAUGGCCGAGAUCUGGGAGCAGAAGAGGUGAUGGAGGACGGCGACAGGACGUCCAGGACCGACCUACUGACCCGGCGACGGGGCGCCGACCUCAGGGGCCGACGGCGGCCGGCCGAGGGUGGAGGAGGCCCGGAGGGACCAAAAAUACUAAACCUCGGAGAAGAAGAGCAGCGACACGCUGGCGGCUUCCUGAACAGCUCCACCUUCAAAGACUUUAUCAAGUAACACUCAGAGCCUCCUUAAAAGCUGCUGCCACCUCAUCUCACUGUGUGCAAUUCAACAGAAAUAGUAAAUUAUUAGAGACAGUUUUAGUGGGAGCGAAGGGUGUAGAUAAUGUUUAAGAAAUGGCGGGGUAAUUUAUUUUUCUGUUGUCUUGAAAACAUUCUAUACUGUGGCGGACUUUUUCUCCAGAUGUUGGAUGCUGAAGGAAUUUUUAUCAUCAACGCACACUGAGACCGAAUUUUUCUGUCGCUGGUUUCGCAGACUUUUUGCUUAAACUUCCCAGCCGAGGAUUCAGGGUUCAGAUAACGGGAUUCGCUCCGGAAAGAAUAUUUUUCUCCUUCCUGCUCUGAAAGCAUCAACAGGGUUCCUUCACCGUGUUUCCAAACUUUUUCCAAACCUCAUUCAUCAGCUGGUUUUGCUUUUAUUCGCUGUGGUGGUAAAAUUGAUUCUUAAACUUUACUCAAAACAAGAAUAUUUUCAUACAGUUUGAGACCUGGGGGAACUCAGAAAUGUGUAACUGAAGAGUUAAUUUCCUGAAAACUUUAAAUAAACAACAUCCAGACUGUGAAAGCAUCACAACUCUCAGCUACAGCCUGUUGUUACCAAAGUAAAACACUUUCUGAUUUGGGAAAUAAACUCUUCAAUUACACUUUUGUUUCCUUCAAACUGUCCAAUUAUGCAUUAAGUUUUCAUCAGCUGAGUGAUAUUCAGUCGUGAUGAUCCAGAGACGAAGGUCAUUUUUAUACGUGUAGUUAAUUGAUGCGUUUGACUGCAGAACAUGAAGCAUGAAAAUCAGCUGUCGACUCAAACUACUGUUCUCCCUCCUAAUGUAGUUUUAUUUAAUCUGCAUGAACAGAAUGUGAGCUUUUUGUUUCCUCUGACGCUGAAACGACUCAAAGCGGAACAGAAAAUCUGAUUUAUUUUUCAACAGCAGAUUCGUCGUGUUUAGCCAAAAACAAUUCACGUCUCCAUGUACAGGAAAACUUCUUCAGACACAAAUCUGCUCUCCUGAAUGAAAAGUAAGCGUCGAGAGGAAAGCCGAAGUCGCUCCUAAUGUCUGAAAAUAAUCAUGUGACCGAGUCGUGUUUCCCAGGUCACAUCACAACACGUGGACCAAUCAAAUGCAACAGUGGGCCGCGUCCUGAAAAUGUACCUGAAACCAAUGUUAGAAGUCACUUCCUCAUGGUGCUUUCAGGUGCUGUCACAUUCUGCCUCGUCUCACCUCCGUUCCACAUUCCAAAAUCUGUCCUAAUUCCUUCAAAAUAAAACAGUUUGAAACAUGAGCACUACAAAUUUAAGUAGUUGAGCUAAUUUAAACACGAGCAGAACAUUUUUACACACCUUUUUCAAAUAGUAAAAUGUCAAAAUUUUGAUGAUACACUCUUUUAUUUUAAACUUGUCCCGGUCAGUAUGUAGUACGACUGUAUUAGGGCCAUUGUAGGUAAAACAAAAUAAUAAUUAUGGAGCCGGGGGAAUGGGUUUAAUCUGAGAAAAAAUUCGGAAUUUCCGAGAUUAAAGUCGUAAAAUUUAGAAGAAAAAACUCCAGAAUUUGCGAAAUUAUAAGUCAUAAACUUACAAUAAAAAAAGGUUGAUAUUCUCUGAAAUUAAAGAAAAAAUUUACUAGAAUAAACUCACAAAUUUGCAAAAUUUUAAAGUCAUAACUUGAGGAGAAAAAAAAUUAUAUUCUCUGAGAUAAAAGUGGCAAAUUUACGAGAAAAAACUCCCAGAUUUGCAAGAUUUUAUGUCAUAAAUAUACGGGGAAAAAAUAAACUAACAAAUUUGCGACAAAAUGUACAAGAAUAAGCUGAUAUUCUGUGGCAUAUUUCUGAGAAACAUUUUUUUUUUUUUACCUACAAUGGCCCUAAUACACUGUUGUAUUGUAAGAUGGAUUUGUGUUCUUGCAAGUUCUGUGCUUGAACUAAAAUUUCUAACUUUAACAAAUUGACGAGGAACCGUUUCGCACAGUCCUUGAAUCUCCUGCACCGCUGUGGUUCACCCACACACAGGUGUUGUCAGGUGUUCUGCCUGGCUGUGCUCCGUUUGGCAUUACCGUUUUCCAGUGCAGUUUUCUGCAAACAUCAGAUUUUCUGUUCCUGAGUGAAGUUCAGUCGUUCUGAGCUCCGACCAAACAAACACACCUGUCCAGCUGCGGUCACAUCACCUUCAGUCUCUGACACCUACACCAACACUACAGGCAGCGUUUAGCUCCCAAAAAAUACAAGAUGAAAGGAGAACAGAUGCUGGAGCUCAUCUCUUGUGGUUUUUGUGUCACUGCAUUAAUCAGCUAAAGUACUUUAAUACAACAAGUUUAUUACAGAGAAAAUAUUUAUUUUUUUCCAAGAUAAUAUCUGGAUAUCAUGAGAAAACUACUUUGUUAUCCUGUGAUAAUGUGACACUACAACCACAGCUGUUCUUGACUGUCCCAGUUCAGGAACAAAUCUACGUAAAUCGUCUUUAUAUGUGAGGGCAGACGACAGUUUAAAGUCAAAGUGAAUCAGAGUGUGUGAUGUGACCGCAGCUGUCAGUUUAGUGAGAACAAAAAGCAUCAACUAUCAUCACUGUCUGCUUCAGAAGUGCCUACUUUUGAUCAAUACUGUCAGAGACGACACAUCUGAGCUCUCCACUACAGUGUGCCUACCAUACCACUGUGUGUGUGUGUGCGUGCGUGAGUGUGAAUGCGUGAGUGUGUGUGUGUGUGUGUGAAUGCGUCAGGCUGCAUGUCUGAGAAUCCAAAAUGUCUUGAAUCCUUCAAACCUGAUGUGAAUAAAACAGGAUGACGGAGCGA